Messenger RNA from Onychostruthus taczanowskii (white-rumped snowfinch), 7320 nucleotides. It is a transcript of the gene ZDHHC15, whose product is annotated as zinc finger DHHC-type palmitoyltransferase 15. Gene Ontology annotation, cellular component: endoplasmic reticulum; Golgi apparatus. Gene Ontology annotation, molecular function: protein-cysteine S-palmitoyltransferase activity. The transcript has 12 exons. The record is from RefSeq and is a predicted model, not a curated record. NCBI's taxonomy places the organism in Eukaryota, Metazoa, Chordata, Aves, Passeriformes, Passeridae. The coding region runs from base 16 to 1038 and encodes 340 amino acids. Gene Ontology annotation, biological process: peptidyl-L-cysteine S-palmitoylation; synaptic vesicle maturation; protein targeting to membrane.
CGCAGCCGCGCGCCGAUGCGCGGCGCUGAGGGCGGCGGGAUGGCGCUGUGGCGGGGGCUGCGCUGCUGCCGCCGCGCCUUCGCCUGGCUGCCCGUGCUGCUCAUCGCGCUGCUCCUGCUCUGGUCCUACUACGGAUACGUCUGCGAGCUCUGCCUCGUGACUGUGAGCAACCCUGUGGAGAAAGUGGCCUAUCUUGUAGUAUUCCAUAUUCUCUUUGUGCUCUUUGUGUGGACAUAUUGGAAGUCUGUUUUCACUCUCCCAAUACAACCAGGCAAAAAGUUCCACAUGUCCUACGCUGACCAGGAGCGCUACGAGAACGAGGAGAGGCCCGAGGUGCAGCGGCAGAUCCUCGCCGAGAUCGCCAGGAAGCUGCCGGUGUACACGAGGACAGGGAACGGAGGGAUUCGGUUCUGUGACAGAUGCCAGCUGAUCAAACCUGACCGUUGUCACCAUUGCUCUGUUUGUGCCAUGUGUGUGCUAAAAAUGGAUCAUCACUGUCCAUGGGUGAAUAACUGCAUUGGAUUUUCUAACUACAAAUUCUUUCUACUGUUCUUAGCCUAUUCUUUGUUGUAUUGCUUGUAUAUUGCUGCAACAGUCUUCAAGUAUUUCAUUAAGUAUUGGACAGGUGAGCUGACCAAUGGACGUUCCAAAUUUCACAUCCUUUUCCUUCUCUUUGUGGCAAUCAUGUUCUUUGUGAGCCUCAUGUUUCUCUUUGGCUACCACUGCUGGCUCGUCAGCAGGAACAGAUCUACUCUAGAGGCUUUCUCAGCUCCAGUGUUUCAAAAUGGCCCAGAUAAAAAUGGAUUCAAUCUUGGCUUUGUGAAGAAUCUCCAGCAAGUGUUUGGGGAAGAAAAAAAGCUCUGGUUGCUGCCUAUUGCCUCUAGCCAGGGGGAUGGACAUUUUUUCCCAAUGAGAGCCUUGAGUGAAGCUCGGAACCCUCUCCUGACAAAUGAGGAGCAGUGGGAAGAGGAUGGAAUAGAUGAAGAGCCUCAGGGUUCUGGUGAAGCUUCAUCCCUUGCCAUAGAAAGGGAGACAUAGCAGUGUGAAAACAGUGGUGUAAAGCUGCAUCAGAAAGCUUUCCUCUCAGGAGCCAACAUCCCUUCUCUUGGCAAGGACUUCAGUUUUGAGGGGCAGAAAACAGGCGGAUCUUCAAGAUGAGAAAACAUCCUGAAGUAUUGUCUGAUGGGAAUCUGCAUUCCAGAGUGCUUCUCCAGGAAUCCUGCUGUCCAGAUGUCCCAAGGCUUUAUAAAUUUAAGUUACAGAGUUAACAGAACAAUUUUACAGAGUGAUUGUGGCCAAUCUUCUUUGGCCUGCUCUCUUUAUUUUAUAAAUACUCUAUAUUUUUUAUUCAAAAUGGGUAAAAAUGUUGAUGUGAGUGCGUUUCCGAAGGCCUUUUCAUUUUGCAAACAUCAGGGACUCAAGCUCUUGAAAUUUUUCCAAGCCAUAAUAUUCUUGGGGAUGGUUAUUUAUUUUGAGGCUGAUUCUCCAACCUUCUCUGACAAGUGGCAUUUUCUAAUGUAUUUAAAUUCUGAGUGAGUUCAGCUCAAUGCAAGACAGACCCAGUUAAAGCUGGCACUAAAUUGGUAGCUGAAUGUAAGAGUGUUGAAAGCAAAAGUGCUGAACAUGCACAUGUACAUGUGCAGCUGUGAGUGAAAAUAAAAUAUUCACAUUGCCAGUACCAAGAUUCAAGAAUAUUGUGGCCAUAGGUUUUUUAUAGCCUUUUUAGGGGGUGUUAUUUUCCUUGAGUUUGGGUUAUAGUGCUCUUGCAUCCCACUUGCAGGCUCCUAAAAUGCAAAAGGGAACUUCAGACAGUCCACUUUGCAUUAAUUCCUAGGGUUAAAAUACCAUCUCAUUCCUGGAUCAGUGUUUGAUGGAGAUUUGUGUGUUCAUGGAGUCAGAAAGGAAGAUGUGAAUUCAAAACAUGCACUGAAAGUUUGGCUCCAAGAGUCAUGUUUGGAGUUUGCACUCCACAGGGGUGGCCUGAACCCCAAAUUGCUGAAGACACAAUUGGUGUAUUGAAUUUUUUCAGACUUCUUCCCAGCUCAGUGCACUGACUGGCUUCAGGGGUUUCUGCACUAAGAGGUGAUCAGAUUUGUUUAUGCAUUUUGCUGCAUUUACAGUCAAAGAGGUGUAUCCCUGUUUUUGUUUUGGGGAAUAGAACUGAGACUUGGCUGGCUGGAUUAUGGAUAUUUUUCUAGACCUGAGUCCUUUUUUUUUAAAUCUGCAUGAUUCAGCCCAGUCCAUCAUUCUUAUUUGAAUUAGGUGCAUGCUAAAAGUAUUGGUGUACUGCCUCUAAGAUCAUUUAGUACCAUUUUCUAUCCCAUUUUUGUGUUUAUCAGCCCACUGUUGUUGGCAGUGACUACAGGAGCAGCUGUGAAUGCCAGCAGAAAGGAGCUGAUGAGUGAAUAUGGAGAUGGAGGUUUUGCCUACAGACUAAACCCCUUUUUCCUCUGUUCCUCUGCUGCUGCUGCCACAGGGAAUGUGUUUGUGAGCCAGGAGAGCCUUGCAAAGGUUCCUUCCCUAAGAGAAAGUGUUUCACUCCUGGCUGAUCCGUGCCCUGUGGGCAGGAAUUUUGUCCCUCAGCCUCUGCAGUUUGUGUGGAGCAGGCAGUGCUGAUGUCUCACUGCUGAAUUUGGCUGUGAGGGGCCAUGCUGGGCUGGCCCAGGCUCCUGUGGGUUUGUGUCUCUCCUCAGGGUGGCCCUGAACACUGAAAAUGUUCCUGCUUCAGCCACCUGAGCCCCAUCUGUUGAGUGGCUCUGUCACCAAAUGGCUGCUGAGUGCUGGAAGGGUUUUUCCUGUCAAUCUAAAGCUGCAUUUCUAAUGUAAAUCUGGUGUUGGACCUUGUGCUGUGUGUGAUGCAAGGUGGCAGCUGAAUUAAUCCCCUCGUUCCUGCCAAAAUGUGCUCUGGAGGGGGAGCUUGAGAGGAUGAUGGCAGCUAAACACAGCCAGAAUUUAGCACCUACAGAGGUGCUAUUUGUGCCUUUAAAAACUUUAAAUUCCGUGUAUCUAAAACCAGGAAGGUGAUUUGGUGACUUUCUGUUUCAUCCUGCCAGCUGAAGUGUUUGUGUGGAGUUGCAGGAGGGGUUUUUUGUGUGAAUUUACAGAGCUUGUGUGGAUUUGCAGGAGGGUUUUUUGUGUGAAUUUACAGAGCUUGUGUGGAUUUACAGGAGUUUUCUGAGCAGGUCCUUGUUCCCCUCCUGGGUUUGGCUCUGGUUACAGCCCUGCCAUUAUUUGAGUUGCUUCUGUGCCAGGCAGCAGCAGCAGAGCUGUGCAGGAGCUCCCCUGCACUGCUCAUUAGGGAGUACAGAAAAUCAGAUUUUGUCAUCUAAUACUAAGGCAGAUAUCUUUAUGAUGGCACAGGUACCAAGCUCGGAUUGAGAAAGGGUUUUAAACAUUUCCAAGUAACUUUUAUUCAGUCACCUUUCUUGUAAUUAAUUAUGGUUAUCUCUUCCCUUUCCUUCAAAGCAGCUCAGCCUCCCGUGGUUGUAACAAACUCUUGUCCAGGUAAAAACAACACAAAGUUUAUCACUUCAGAGCCACUUCUCAAUAUCCACACAUCAGAUGCUGGAAAGCUCAAUGAAAUGUGAAACAAACCAAAAGCUGUGUAAAAUGAGGCAGAACAAAAUGGGAAAAACCCACAUGUCUGAGUGAGCAGCUCCAUUUUGUUCCCUUCUGCUCACUGAAGGUGAUAUCCUUAUUUUACCUCUGGCCUUUGUCCUUUUUAUGCUGAGUAAAUGCACUGGCAAACAGUUCCUCAGGCUGCUGUGGUCAAUGCUGCAGGUGACAAGAGAGAGAAUAUUCAGCCCAGUGUGUGAUAGGUUUUUUUAACCUGCAAAUGGCUCUUCAGAGGUAACCCACUGCAGCUCCUCCUUUGUUUUCCAUGCCCUGAUCCUCAUCCAGAGGCUCUCCACCAUCAUCACUGACUGUAAGGGCUGUAUCAUCAAACCUCUCCCUGCACUCUCCAUCCCAGCAUUCCAGGAGUGGGAUUCAUCCCCCAAGUCCCAUCAACACCAAGGAUACUGCAGCUCUGGGAGCUGGCCAGUGAUUCCAGCUCAUCCUGUGUGUACCUCACACUGCCUGUGCUGGUGGCCCAGCAUUCCAGGUGCACCCUGGGCCCUCUGUGUGCCAGGAGCAGCCAAAGUGUCCCCAGUGGGAUUGCCAGCAGUGUUCAGUGUCACUCUGGGUGUGUGCUGUAGGUGCAGUUCCAUUCAGGGAAUCUGGAGAACUGUUAAGGUCCGAGUCCCGGUUCUGGUGCUGCUGUCAGUUGUGUGGCUGCAGGGGCUGCUGAAGGUGUUCCACUCCAGCCUGGAGCAGUGUGGAGGCAGCAAGGGAACUGUCUCAACCCCCUCCAGGGGCUGCUUUCCCUGCUUAGCACUGGAUCUACACUACAGCUUUCUCAGCUUGGAGCAACUUCUCCAAGUGAUGCCACCAUGGAAAGGAGGGAACUCUUUUAUUGGACUUUACUGUGCUGCCUCCAUUGUUAUCCCUCUGCUCCUGGAUUCAUCCUCUGAAAUAACUGACCACUAACAGCCACCUGCUCACCUCCCCCCCUUCUCUCCCGUUUACAUUCAGGUACAAAAACCCAGACAGAGCAUCAUAUUGAUGUUUCUCUGUGUGCAAUUGUCCUAAGUCCAGCCCUGGGCCAGCAAGUCCUGCCCAAGGAACCAGGACUUGUGCAACCCCCACUGCACUGCCAGGUUUCUCUUGCUGAGUUGGAAGUUUUUGGAGUAGGAUUAUCUUGUUUUCCUUCAAGCAGGGAGCAUUCUGUAUGUUUGAGGGGGCUGUACCCAGUGUGUGUGGGGUGCAGUCACUGGUGAGAAUCAGGAAGCUUCCAAAUCACACUAUGCAAUGAAUGUUUGCUUCCUGGGACAAACAGGAAUGGAUUCAGCAAAAUCCACACCAGCUGCAGCUCUGUAGUUCUGGAUGCUGGUCUGGACUGAAAGCACAACUUGAUGCAUAAAGUCUGUCAUGUGAUAUGAAUGUCAAAUGUAAAGGGGAAAAAGAAAUUACUAUUUUUUCCCUGAAUUUACCUAUGAAGAAUGAUGUACUGAGCAGUUACUCUGUGCAGGGUUACUCUGCUGAGCAGUUACUCUGUGCAGAGCUGAGGCACUCAUGGAAGGGUUUAAUUAGCAGGGGAAGGAGCCACUGCUGACCUUGUUUAUUAAGCCAGAAUUAAUUAACUCAAAAGGGUCACGUUUUCAUUUCAGUGACUCCUGUGGUACAGAUUUCUGAAAUGGAUCCACAGUACUUGAAAAUACCUCAAUUUUAUUGAUAUUUUUCCAAUUCUAUCAGCUUCUGCUUUAUUGCAGAACACUUGCAAACCUAAACUCAUUGUGAAGUGAUCAGAUCAUCCAGAUGACUGAAGGUGUUUGCACGGCAGAGGGGCUCUGGUCUGGCAGACCCUGCACUGGCUCUGCCAUGGCUCUUCCUGCCCAGUGCUGCAUUCCCUGCCCUGGUCACAAACGCUGAGCUCACACCCACUGCUGCAGGGUUUUAGUCUCUUGUCCUUUUCCCAUCCCACUUUGAGUCUUUCCUCUUCCUCCUGAACAUACAGUUAAAUAUUUUCAGCUGAGAGCUGCUUGUGCUGGUUUUUUGGAUACUGUGAAGGUGAGUAGGUGUCAUUUUAUGCAGUUGAGCCAUGUAUUUUAUUUGUAAUUAAUCUCUGUUUGUCAGGUAUUGGUUUGUGGUUCCCAUCAUCAGCCCCAGCUGGCUUUGCUUAGAGCAGGAUCCCAUUUCCUGCAUUUUCUCUUUCCUAAAAGCCUCAUUUCUUCAUUUUCCAGCUUCCUUUUGGGACGUAAACCUUGUGAAAUAAAAUGUAAGUUUACAUUUCAAAUACAAGCCUGUAAGUUGCUCAUGCCUGCAUGCUCCUUAAAAUACUAUUUUUUUUCUGUAUGAGGUUUUAAGAUUUACAGCAGCAUUUGUAAAACUUUAGUGGGUAACAGCCAUUGUUAAAAAAAAUAUGCUAAGGAGGGGGGGAAGCCACAACCACAAAAAAAUCCAACAAAAAGGACAAAGGGAUCAUCUCUGCUUCUUAUUCCAGCUGUGCUUGAAAAGAAUGCAGUGCUGGUGUCAGACAGCCCUGGGACACGCAGGUACCUCACCUGACACUUCCCUGCUGUUUCAGUACUUCCUGAAGCACUUCCUUGAGUUAACCUUGGACUAAAUCCCACGGGAUGCCUGAAACCCAACAAAAUCAGCCUCCCCCUCUCCUUUCCAACCUGGGGAAGGUGUGUGCAGCCCCUUCUCAGCACUUCCCUCUGUAAAAGAAACAGAAGGCCAGAGUGAAAGUGUUGGUGUAUUAUUCCCCCCACACCUUCUGGAGGAUGUGGGAGCCUCCAGGAUGUGUCCCAGAACUCCCUCAGCACCUGGAACGCUGCUGAUGUCAUGAACUGCUGGGCUGGUGCAGGUGACCUUCCCUGGGAGGGACAAGGCUGUGCCUGAGAGCUGGAGUGAGGAGGUGGAACUGUGGUUCCUCUGUUCUGAUUUAACUCCUUCCUUCUUUGGAGUUAACUACACUAUGGAAUGGCUUCCUGCUGUACUCAUGGAGCUACUCCAGAGUGAUUCCAAAUCCAUUGCUGGACAAGGGAACUUUGGGUUAGGAACACAGGAAAGUAGGAAAGGUCUUGUUAUUUUAUAAAUUUAUAAUCUGCCUGCUCAGAUGGCUGCUCCUCAUCUGAAAAUGCUGUUUGUGGUACAAAAGAUAGAAGUGAGCUAAAUCUCAGGAUCAGAGAACAGCAGGGCGUGCUGUUGUCAAUGCAGCAGCAGGGUUUAAUGUCAGCCCAGAAAAGCCAGGGGGUUUCACACACUGGAAACCCCACUGCAGGGGCUGCUGGGGGUCAGGGGAGCCCUUUGGGAGCUCCCUGGGGCAGGAGCAGCCGUUCCCCAUGGAGCUGACAGAACUGGGACACAGCAGCAAUCCCUGGAGUGGGAACUGCAUCCAGCUGCUUCUUAGGAACCCAGCGUGGCCUGGGGCUGGCAGCUGUUCCAGGGUGGCUGCCUACACAUCCCUCCCCCCUAAUUCGAUGGGAAGUAAUUAUUUUCCAAGGAAUGUCACACCAGGAUUGCUGCCCACCUUUGGGGUGUUGUGUUCAGGAAUUUAAUGCUGCUGCUGGCAUUGAGACUUUUGAUAUAAAAUGGGUUUUUACAAAAGCCUUGGAUACUCAUUUUAACUGUGAGACCAAUGCUCUGACUAUGCUGAUGCUCUGUGGAGUUUCACUGUAUUUUCCAAGUGUUUGUACAGUUUCUACAGCUGGAUAUCCUGUAUGUUCUGCUUUGUUGUUUUUUAUUAUGGUUUAUACUGCACUGCAGGCAAGGACUGCA